Verticillium dahliae VdLs.17 is the source of this 745-nucleotide messenger RNA. RefSeq lists its product as uncharacterized. The transcript has a single exon. Lineage: Eukaryota; Fungi; Ascomycota; Sordariomycetes; Glomerellales; Plectosphaerellaceae. The record is from RefSeq and is a predicted model, not a curated record. Bases 27 to 401 code for a protein of 124 amino acids.
AGUGGUCCCCAUACCAGAAACCAAUCAUGGCAUACAUUUGUGUCCCCCUUCGGUGUGGGUUAUGUAGGUUCAACAUUGACGACGGAAGCAAGGUUGUUGUUGGUGCGUAUCGGGGCCCUACUUGUCGUAAUCUUCUAACUGGAGUAGUGACGAUCGAUGGUAUCUUUUUUGACACACACGAGAGCUCUCCAUUGGUGGAGCUGCCAGACUAUACGUACAUUGAAUGCGCUGACGCCUCUUGCGAAAGGGUCUGUGAGCACUCCGACAAGCAAAUGAUGGGAUGUCAUAGUGAAUGCUACGACCUUACCACAGCAGAAUGGAGAGCAGGAUUCUUCCGAAUAACUGCCCCGAAGUUCGAGCCACCCGCUACUGAAGACGAGCGACGUAUCCGGUGGCUAUAGCAUUACAUGAUUCAAUUCUAUAAAUUUCCCCUACCGCUACCUCCGGAGCUUUGCACACACAUCGCAAAUUACUAUCUCCGUGGACAGGAGCUGCAUAGGUGCGCUGUCUACUACGCCCUGGAUACGUUUCCAAAGGUAGCCGGCCACGUCAGCUCCAAAUUUCGCAUCACACGCGGACUUCGGGCGCGGUACAUCGCUUUCGAGUGUGCCAGGUACAUUGCAGCGUUGAAACAAACACGAACGGGCAGUACACGGAGAGGCACUUCACGAAGAGGCACUUCAAGAAGACGAAAUGACCCAGAUGACAGCAGCUAUGUUAUCGACACCGCAUGGCUAACAGCAGA